Messenger RNA from Thlaspi arvense, 2476 nucleotides. NCBI's taxonomy places the organism in Eukaryota, Viridiplantae, Streptophyta, Magnoliopsida, Brassicales, Brassicaceae. The record is from the annotation of a GenBank genome assembly.
GGCGUGUCUGUCUGGUCACUCGAGAAAAAUAUUUAGAGAGAGAGAGAGAGAGAGAGAGAGAAGAAUAUUUUGGUUCAAGGCCCACAAAUACAUGUAAUCAUCAAAAUCAUGCGAGAGAGAGAGAGAGAGGAGGAGACAAAGGUAAAGUGAAGAUAAAGGAGUCGAGGAGAGACAACCCAUUUGAUGCAUCUCUUUCUCUUCCUUUCUUGUGUUUUGGCUUUACUCUUCUUCUUUUGAAAUUCCAAUUUCUUUUUGAUACUACAUGAUUUGUGGUUUAAAGCUUGUUUCUUUGAUUCUUCAACACCAUAAUUACCUUCAAAUCAUCAUUCCACACAGCUGGUUUAUAUUUUUUUAGAUAUUUUUUUGAGAGAUUUACAGAUUUUCUGAUUUUCUAGGGUUUUCUUGCUCUUUCCCCCAAAUUUUCCUUUAAACCUAAGUUUCUACAAUUGCCUCAAUUCCUCUCUGUUUGUGUCUGUAUCUUAGAUUGUUAGAUUUCUGGGUCCCUUUCUUGUUCUUUUCUUUCCGUUAAUGGUGUGAAAAGCUUAAAGCUUCUCUCUCUCUCUCUCUCUCUCUCUGCUGUAUCAACAAUGGCUGAGAUCAAGAUUGCAAAAGUAGAACAGGGGCAAACCAAGAUUAGGAACGUUCCAGUAGCUGUGACUCCUGAAGGUUUCUGGUGUUGUCCUUCUCCUGUAGCUUUUCAAAAGACUCUUAAAUCUCACAACGCGCUCAACAAACACAAACAAUCUUCUCCUCCCCCUCCUUCACUUCCUAAACCCAGACAGACGUCGGAAAAGGAGAAGGAGAAGGAGAAGAAACAGUCGUCGACAACUAUUAGAUCCGUCAUCGCCUCCGACGAGCAGCAGCAGAAUUCGGGUAACUCAGAGACCCAUCACAGUAUUGCUGUUCCGGCGACGGUUCAAGAGAGGCCGCAGAGGCAAAAGGUUGAGACUUUGCCGAGGAAAGUAGCGAUUGAGUUCGGUGAACCGGGAAGUAGUGAUGCCAAAGUGAUUCUGGUAGGGAAGCAAGGCUUCUGCGUGAAGCUGAUUGUUCACAAGAAGGUUUUGGUGGAUCAUAGUAGUUUCUUCGCUAAGAAACUCGCCGAGAAAGAUUCGGUUUUUGCUUGUCUUGAGAUUGAGAGCUGUGAGGAUGCUGAGAUUUACGUUGAGACCAUUCGGCUUAUGUAUUGUAAAGACAUGAAGCAGCGGCUAACGAAACAGAACGUAAGCAGAGUCCUCGGCGUCCUCAAGGUUGCAGAGCUUCUUGGUUUCAGCUCUUGUAUUCAAUCUUGUUUGGAUUACUUGGAAGCUGUGCCUUGGGUUGGGGAAGAAGAAGAGGAGAAAGUGAUCGCAUCGAUUCUCAGAUUGAAAACCGAAGGAGCUGGUGUCAUCACUCCUGUUCUCAAACGAGUUUCAUCCAAUGCUGUGGAUCCGCCGAAAGAGACGCUCUCGCGAAUCAUCGAGCUUGUUCUGAGAAGCAAAGAGGAGAAGAGCCGCCGUGAGAUGAAAUCUAUCGUCUUGAAGCUUCUCAGGGAACAGAAUGGGAACAACGUAGCUGAUAACUUCAACGAAACCAUCUACGCCUCUUGCCAAAACUGCUUGGACUCGGUCUUGUCUCUGUUCAAACAAGCUUCAGACGGAGAAAAGCCUGAGACCGAUACCAAACAGAUAGCUGUAGAAGCUGAUAACCUCACGUGGCUGCUCGAUGUGCUAGUGGAAAGACAAGCUGCAGAUGAAUUCUCAGUCACGUGGGGAAACCAAAAGGAGCUGGCUUUGUUACACGAGAAGCUUCCUUUGAUGUCUCGUUACCACAUAAGCCGUGUAACAUCUCGGCUCUUCGUAGGGAUAGGGAGAGGAGAGUUGUUGCCUUCGAAAGACACUCGGCUUCUGCUGUUGACCACGUGGCUGCAGCCACUGUUCAGCGACUAUAACUGGCUCCAACACGGUUGCAGAUCGUUCGAUGGUAAGCUUGUGGAGGAAGGAAUCGGACGGACGAUACUGACGUUGCCGUUGGAAGAUCAGCAGAGCAUUUUGAUGUCGUGGCUCGGGAGUUUCUUGAACGGAGGAGAUGGAUGUCCGAAUCUUCAGAGAGCGUUUGAGGUUUGGUGGAGACGAUCUUUCGUUAAGCCAUACUCAGAUCGUCAGGCUAGUAAUAGUUUGUGUCAGACAGAUUCGACUUCAAAAGAGUGAUUUUACAUAUAAAAAGGGAAUGAGUUCAUCUUUGGUAGAUUGUAUAGUGAGUAAUGUAAGCUAAGGAGUUGGCUGAUCUUUGAUUUCCGGUUUGGUUGGUUUUGUUUUUGUUUGGUUUAGAUUGUACCAUAGAGAGGCAAAUGCUUUAAAAAGACUUUGAGUGGUCGAUUUUUUUUCUUGGUGUUUUUGUAUUUUUCAAAUUUUCAUAAUGUUGGAUGUAUAUCUCUGAUUUGGUUUCUAUACCAAUUUUAAUGUUUGGUAUGAACCGGUUUCUGAAUACCAUAAAUUGG